AUGCCGUCGACGCCUCCCACGACGGUCGAGGAGAUCCGCGCCACGGGAACGAUCGCGCCUGAAUUCGCAGAGGUGUGGGCAAAGUCUCCCUUCCCACCAGGUUCAUUCUUUACGCUCGAGGACAUUAAAGAGGUGAGCAAAUUCAGCUUGCCCCAAGUGCAAGCCACGCUCGCAAAAUCACGGCCAGAGGACCUCGUCGAGAAGCAGCAUUUUAUCAAACUCCGGGACAGCUACUCAUCUCGUAUCCUCGUCCUGCACCGAGAGGCCGAUCUCGGUCCCAAGACACCCGCACGACCUUUGAUACUGCUCUUCCACGGUGGCGGACACACGGUCGGAAAUCCUGAGGGACUUGUGCCUCUAGCGCGAGAGAUCCUAAAAUCGUGUCCAGCCGUUAUUGUCUGCGCCUCGUAUCGCCUUGCGCCACAAUUCCCAUUCCCAUUCUCGAUUCUCGAUUCCUGGGAGACCCUGGAAUGGGCGGCGUCUGAGUCGCGGAAGUUCAGAUCCACCGUGCUGCCACUGUGCACCGAUCCACGUGUGGGAUUCCUCGUCGGCGGUGAAUCUGCAGGCGCCGGAUUGGCAGCAGAACUCUCGCAUUUGGCACGAGACCAAGGCCUAUUUCCGAAAAUAACGGGCCAGUUUUUGUGCUGUGGUACAUUCAUCUCUCCAGCGCGUGUGCCCACGAACUAUAAAGAGCGAUUCCUCUCGUGGUCGGAAAAUAAGCGUGCGCCCCUACUCGAUGAGGAUCUCUACACGAUCUUCCGCGACGCCUUCAAGCCUGACCACGACAGUAAACUGUGGGCGAGCUUCAACCAGCACCACCCGGCAGAUUCGGGUACGGGCAGUGUGAAACACGGCCAUCUAGAGAUUCCUCGCACCUAUUUCCAGGUCUGUGGCCUUGACAUGGCGAGGGAUGAUAGUCUGAUAUAUGAGCGGGUCCUGAGGGAGGAGUGCCGCAUUGAUACCCGGUUGGACAUGUAUGCCGGUUGGCCGCAUUGCUGGUGGUUGAAUUACCCCCAGCUCGAUAUGAGCAAGAAGAGGAUGAGUGAUGCCGUGGAAGGCGUGGUCUGGUUGUUGGAAAGUAGCAAGAAGCAUUAA
Messenger RNA from Exophiala bonariae, 1095 nucleotides. RefSeq lists its product as uncharacterized. Gene Ontology annotation, molecular function: hydrolase activity. The transcript has a single exon. Bases 1 to 1095 code for a protein of 364 amino acids. NCBI's taxonomy places the organism in Eukaryota, Fungi, Ascomycota, Eurotiomycetes, Chaetothyriales, Herpotrichiellaceae. The record is from RefSeq and is a predicted model, not a curated record.